This is a messenger RNA of Centruroides sculpturatus (bark scorpion), 1021 nucleotides long. RefSeq lists its product as uncharacterized. The transcript has 10 exons. Lineage: Eukaryota; Metazoa; Arthropoda; Arachnida; Scorpiones; Buthidae. The coding region runs from base 194 to 880 and encodes 228 amino acids. The record is from RefSeq and is a predicted model, not a curated record.
GCUGAAACAAAAUGGAAAAUAAAUAAUAGAUUUCACUAAAUAUAAUUAUAAAUAAAAAAUUCUCAUUCUACCAGUUUAAAUUUUAAAUAGUUCGCGUGACAAAGAAAAUAUUCGAAUAGUUAUUGUGACUUCUUAAUCGUUGAUUUUGAACAAUUAUUCGAAGUUAAAACAUUGAAUACGUUGUAGGCAAAAAAUGGAAACGAAUACUACAAAACGCAAAGAAAAUUUCUACGAGUACUCGACUGAUCACAAAGGAUCUAUUGACAAUCGGUUGAGAAAUAAGUCGUACGAAGGGUCUUUAGAUACAAUUAAACAUUUGUCUCGUGAGUCUUCUCUAUUUUUCAGUCAUAAAUCUUCAGUUUCUAGUCCUUCGAAUCGCGAUGAAUUCUCUAAAGAUGCGACGUUUUUAAACUGUUCGACAGAAACAGAUUCACAGUUCAUGGACUUAUCAAAUCCUAAAGAUGAAAAACGAAGAAAGAGAAACAGAAAAAAUCAAUUUUUGAACAGUAAAGAAAGUGUGUAUUUUGAAAAUUCAGAGGCAAUAUUUUUUGAAGAUUCGGAUAAAGAAUCAUCUUAUACGUGGAAUAGCGAGUGUAAAAAUAUAAAUAAUUGUAAUGAUAAUUUCGAUGAAAAAUAUGACGAAGAACCCGUUAUACAAAACAAGUUAAAGAUUUCCCUUACGAAUCACAUGGCGAGUGAUUGUUAUCUUGGUCCGAGGGGCGAAAAAGCUUUGGAGCAUUGGAAAACGGGAUGCAAAGGAUGGACCAAAGCUAAUUCCGACACCACAAAUUACAAGUGUUCAGCGGGAUCAGUAUAUCAAAAUGAUCAAACGAGUUACACUGCCGAUGCCAUAUUUUCCGAACGCCUGAAGUUUUUCUAGUUCAAUGUUUCUUUUUUGAUACUCCUAUAUUGGAAUGAAAUCAAUUAUGUGAAUAUAUACGAAUUGAAAAAUAUAAAUGAAAUUUAUUAAAAAAACACCUUCAAAUUAUUACAAAAAGAUUGGUUACGCGUUUAUUUUAGA